AUGGCCAAAGGGAAAGGAAAAGGUCCAAAAGGGAAGAAGAUCACCUUGAAAAUUGCCAGAAAUUCCAUCCGGAUAUCUCCUGAUGGAGGGCGCCGUCUUGACUUAAGCAAGAUGGGUAUCACCACCUUCCCCAAGUGCAUUCUGAAACUGGCUGACGUGGAUGAACUUGAUUUGAGCAGAAAUAUGUUAAAAAAGAUUCCCAGCAGCAUCGAGAAAUUUGAGAAACUGCGCUGGCUGGACCUGCAUAGUAAUCAGCUCGAGGAUCUGCCCAAGGCAAUAGGUACACUUCAGAACCUUUUCUACCUGAAUAUAUGCAACAACAAGCUGACCACCAAAAAUCUGCCAGAAGAGCUGACCCUUCUCAAGAACCUGCAUAUUCUCAACCUUGGUUUGAACUGUCUUGACAGUAUUCCCACCAGUCUUGGGGCCCUGAAGGAACUUAAGGAGAUAGGUCUCUUUGACAAUGCCUUGACCACUAUCCCAAACAGCGUGAAAAGUCUCCCUAACCUAAAGAAACUGAAUGCAGAAAGAAAUCCUUUCUCAGAUUCAACACAGCAAGAAGAGCAUGCUGACUCCAUUAAACGCAUAGAAACACUUCACUUAGUACGAGAGAAAGACCUGUGCUCUUCCUGCCUGAAGAUGUGUCAGGAUGAGAGGGACAAGCUGAACAAGUUAAACAAGUUAAAGAAUGGGACACCCAGCCCCCCAAAGAAGCCAAGCUUCCCUUUACUCCUUACACCCAAUUCCCCUGCAAAGGAUAACCAAAAAGAAUGGAGAUUAAAAGAUAAACAUCCCUGA
Messenger RNA from Pterocles gutturalis (yellow-throated sandgrouse), 798 nucleotides. It is a transcript of the gene LRRC18, whose product is annotated as leucine rich repeat containing 18. The record is from RefSeq and is a predicted model, not a curated record. NCBI's taxonomy places the organism in Eukaryota, Metazoa, Chordata, Aves, Pterocliformes, Pteroclidae. The transcript has a single exon. The coding region runs from base 1 to 798 and encodes 265 amino acids. Gene Ontology annotation, molecular function: protein binding.